Gossypium arboreum is the source of this 2495-nucleotide messenger RNA. Its product is annotated as cryptochrome-1-like. Gene Ontology annotation, biological process: entrainment of circadian clock by photoperiod; blue light signaling pathway; circadian regulation of gene expression. The record is from RefSeq and is a predicted model, not a curated record. Gene Ontology annotation, molecular function: blue light photoreceptor activity; DNA binding; FAD binding. The coding region runs from base 10 to 2067 and encodes 685 amino acids. Gene Ontology annotation, cellular component: nucleus; cytoplasm. The transcript is spliced from 5 exons. NCBI's taxonomy places the organism in Eukaryota, Viridiplantae, Streptophyta, Magnoliopsida, Malvales, Malvaceae.
UUGGGAGAUAUGUCAGGUAGUGCUUGCAGCAUAGUUUGGUUCAGAAGGGAUCUGAGAGUUGAAGAUAAUCCAGCACUUGCAGCUGGUGUUAGAGCUGGCGCUGUUGUUGCGGUUUUUGUAUGGGCACCUGAAGAAGAAGGCCAUUAUUACCCUGGCAGGGUGUCAAGGUGGUGGCUGAAGCACAGUUUGGCUCACCUUGAUUCUUCUUUGAGGAGCCUUGGUACUUGUCUCAUCACUAAGAGAUCUUCUGAUAGUGUUUCCUCUCUGCUUGAGGUUGUUAAAUCUACUGGUGCUACUCAGCUCUACUUCAAUCACUUGUAUGAUCCUAUAUCACUGGUUAGGGAUCAUCGGGCAAAGGAGGUAUUAACAGCCCAUGGUGUAGCAGUUCGAUCGUUCAAUGCAGAUUUACUUUAUGAACCCUGGGAUGUAAAUGAUGCUCAAGGACGCCCUUUCACUACUUUUUCUGCUUUCUGGGAAAGAUGCCUGAGCAUGCCCUAUGAUCCUGAGGCUCCACUUCUUCCUCCUAAGAGAAUCAUUUCAGGCGAUGUGACAACUUGCCAUUCGGAUGAAUUGGUGUUUGAAGAUGAAUCAGAGAAGGGAAGCAAUGCGCUUUUAGCUCGAGCAUGGUCACCUGGUUGGAGUAAUGCUGAUAAGGCUUUGACCACAUUCAUUAAUGGACCUCUAAUUGAGUACUCUAAGAAUAGAAGAAAGGCUGAUAGUGCCACCACCUCAUUUCUCUCUCCCCACUUGCACUUUGGGGAGGUGAGCGUCAGAAAAGUCUUUCAUCUUGUCCGCAUCAAGCAGGUUCUAUGGGCCAAUGAAGGGAAUAAAGCUGGUGAGGAGAGUGUUAACUUGUUUCUCAAGUCAAUUGGUCUGAGGGAAUUUUCAAGAUACUUGAGUUUUAACCAUCCUUACAGCCAUGAAAGGCCUCUUCUUGGGCAUCUUAAGUUUUUCCCUUGGGUAGUGGAUGAGGGCUAUUUUAAGGCAUGGAGACAAGGUAGAACUGGUUAUCCAUUGGUGGAUGCUGGCAUGAGAGAGUUGUGGGCCACUGGCUGGCUACAUGACCGGAUAAGAGUUGUAGUUUCAAGUUUCUUUGUGAAGGUUCUGCAGCUUCCAUGGAGAUGGGGUAUGAAGUACUUUUGGGAUACCUUAUUAGAUGCAGAUUUAGAGAGUGAUGCUCUUGGUUGGCAGUAUAUAUCCGGUACUCUUCCGGAUGGCCGUGAGUUUGACCGCAUAGAUAAUCCACAGUUUGAGGGUUACAAAUUUGACCCACAUGGAGAAUAUGUCCGAAGGUGGCUCCCUGAACUUGCAAGAUUGCCAACAGAUUGGAUUCACCAUCCAUGGAAUGCUCCUGAAUCUGUACUCCAAGCUGCUGGAAUUGAGCUCGGAUCAAAUUACCCUCUUCCUAUUGUAGGAAUAGAUGCUGCAAAAGAUAGGUUGCAAGAAGCACUUUCGGUGAUGUGGCAGCAAGAAGCUGCUUCAAGAGCUGCAAUUGAGAAUGGAACUGAAGAAGGCCUUGGAGACUCUAGUGAAUCAGCGCCAUUUGCCUUCCCUCAAGACAUACAAAUGGAGGAAAAUGUUGAACCAGCAAGGAACGGUGCUCCAGCUACAACUCGGCGAUACGAAGAUCAGAUGGUUCCUACCAUGACUUCUUCUUUGGUGAGAGGCAUACAUGAAGAAGCUUCUUCGGAUCUUAGAACUUCAACAGAAGAUAGCAGAGCAGAAGUUCCAAGAAACAUUAAUAUACAUCAAGAACCACAAAGAGACUCAUUAAACCAGGGAAUUCAGCAAACAGCUCGUAACAACAACACUUUUCGGCAAUUUAAUCUGCCAAUGGGGUUGGGAAAUGCUGAGGAUUCCACAGCAGAUUCAUCUACUAGCAGUAGUAGGAGAGAAAGGGAUGGCGGAGUUGUUCCAGUUUGGUCUCCUCCAGCUUCUAGUUAUUCAGAGCAGUUCAUAGGUGAUGAAAACGGUAUUGCUACGAGCUCAUCUUAUUUACCAAGGCAUCCACAGUCCCACCAAAUAGUAAACUGGAGGCGUUUAUCUCAAACUGGGGAAAACUAUUGAACGCUGCUGUUGGACAUUGGUGAAAUCUCCAACUACGAGAUUUGGAUGGGAUCAGACUUCAGAGUAAAGCUCAUUAUGCAUGCUUUUUAUGCUCUCAGGCUUUUCUGGUUCAGGUGCUCGAAGAACACUGUAUACAAAAGUUGCGGCCAUUGCUCCAAGAACUGGAGCUACAAUAUAGACCCAAAGGUUUUUAUAAACACCGGAGGCAACAGCAGGGCCUAAACUUCUUGCAGGGUUCAUCGAAGCUCCGGUAAUCGGCCUGGCAAAUAUAUGGAGAUCAUAAAUUUUACUAUAUGAAGUAUGAUCGAAAGAAUUGUUCAUGAAAUAUAAAAAAGAAUGGAAUGUUGUCGAAAGAAUUGUUCAUGAAAUAUAAAAAAGAGUGGAAUGUUGCUGGGAAAGUUCACUUACCCAGCUACAAUGACAUUAAA